Molecule: messenger RNA, 1512 nt
Organism: Ceratitis capitata (Mediterranean fruit fly)
Lineage: Eukaryota; Metazoa; Arthropoda; Insecta; Diptera; Tephritidae
Product: eukaryotic initiation factor 4A-III
Exons: 3
Coding region: 146-1354 (402 amino acids)
Cellular component (GO): nucleolus; catalytic step 2 spliceosome
Molecular function (GO): RNA helicase activity; mRNA binding; ATP binding
Source: RefSeq, a predicted model, not a curated record
AACGGGCGAUUAAAGCAAAGGAAAACGUCAAAUGUAAAGCAUCGUCCGCAUUUUCUACAUUUUGAUCAGUGAAUUGAGUGAAAAUUUUUGCAAUUAUAAAUUUUUAUACGCAAAGUUAUUGAAGUAUUGUUAAUAUUAUAACAAAAUGGAUAAGAUAACGCGCAAAAAUGUGCCCGCUGAAGAUUUAUCAAACGUAGAGUUUGAGACGAGCGAAGAUGUUGAGGUGGUGCCAACUUUCAAUGCCAUGAACCUGAAGGAGGAGCUGCUGCGUGGUAUUUAUGCAUAUGGAUUUGAAAAGCCUUCCGCUAUACAACAGCGUAGUAUCAAGCCCAUAGUUAAGGGUCGCGACGUCAUAGCACAGGCUCAAUCUGGUACUGGUAAGACGGCAACAUUUUCAAUUUCGAUUUUGCAAAGUCUGGAUACGACUUUGCGUGAAACUCAAGUAUUGUGUUUGUCACCAACUCGAGAAUUGGCAGUACAAAUCCAAAAGGUCAUACUGGCUCUCGGUGACUUUAUGAAUGUUCAGUGCCAUGUGUGUAUUGGCGGUACAAAUUUGGGUGAAGAUAUAAGAAAAUUGGAUUAUGGGCAACAUAUUGUUAGUGGUACUCCUGGACGUGUUUUCGACAUGAUUAAGCGACGUGUGUUAAGGACUAGAGCAAUCAAGAUGCUGGUGCUCGAUGAAGCAGAUGAGAUGUUAAAUAAAGGUUUUAAAGAGCAAAUUUAUGAUGUGUAUCGUUACCUACCGCCGGCAACACAAGUAGUGCUUAUAUCUGCCACAUUGCCCCAUGAAAUACUGGAAAUGACAUCAAAAUUUAUGACAGAUCCUAUUCGCAUUCUUGUAAAACGCGAUGAAUUGACUUUGGAAGGCAUUAAACAGUUCUUCGUCGCAGUUGAACGUGAGGAAUGGAAAUUCGACACACUUUGUGAUCUCUAUGACACAUUAACAAUCACACAGGCCGUAAUUUUCUGCAACACCAAACGCAAGGUGGAUUGGUUAACAGAAAAAAUGCGUGAGGCAAAUUUUACUGUAAGCUCCAUGCACGGUGACAUGCCACAGAAGGAACGCGAUGAAAUCAUGAAAGAAUUCCGUGCUGGUCAAUCACGUGUACUGAUAACAACAGAUGUGUGGGCGCGUGGUAUUGAUGUACAACAAGUAUCGUUGGUUAUUAAUUACGAUCUACCAAAUAAUCGUGAGCUUUAUAUUCACCGCAUCGGUCGUUCAGGACGUUUUGGCCGAAAGGGUGUUGCAAUUAAUUUCGUUAAAUCAGACGACAUACGCAUCCUACGUGAUAUUGAACAAUAUUACUCGACCCAAAUCGAUGAAAUGCCCAUGAACGUGGCUGAUUUAAUUUAAAAAAAAAAACUAGAUUUAAUUCUUUAAAUGAUCUAUGAACAUGUGACCGAUUUGUAAAAAAAUAAGGUAAAGCAAAUCUUUUGGCACAAAUCGGGUUUGAAAAUAAGAUAAUUUAACAAUUAAAAUAAAUAUAUGAAGUAACUUACGUAUAUAAUACA